Molecule: messenger RNA, 174 nt
Organism: Cavenderia fasciculata
Lineage: Eukaryota; Evosea; Eumycetozoa; Acytosteliales; Cavenderiaceae
Exons: 1
Coding region: 1-174 (57 amino acids)
Source: RefSeq, a predicted model, not a curated record
AUGUUAUUACAAAAGAAUAUUCAAAUCAACACAUCACCAUCAUCAUCAUCAUCAUCAUCAUCAUCAUCAUCAUCAUCAUCAUCAUCAUCAUCAUCAUCAUCAUCAUCAUCAUCAUCAUCAUUAGACUAUUCGAUGAUACCAAAAUCAAUAGUGCACAAAAUAAUUGGAAAUUAA